Molecule: messenger RNA, 1516 nt
Organism: Amyelois transitella
Lineage: Eukaryota; Metazoa; Arthropoda; Insecta; Lepidoptera; Pyralidae
Gene: PIG-M
Product: GPI mannosyltransferase 1
Exons: 1
Coding region: 1-1278 (425 amino acids)
Biological process (GO): GPI anchor biosynthetic process
Cellular component (GO): membrane; glycosylphosphatidylinositol-mannosyltransferase I complex
Molecular function (GO): GPI mannosyltransferase activity; alpha-1,4-mannosyltransferase activity
Source: RefSeq, a predicted model, not a curated record
AUGGAGAGAACUAGAAGAUUUAUGAAUUUGCCGUUCGGGUACCAUAUCUUCUCCGGAACGGUUAUUCGCCUGAUGUUGAUUAUCUACGCAGAAAUUCACGACAAAUAUUUAGAUGUGCAAUACACCGACGUAGAUUACAAAGUGUUUACGGACGCGGCGAGACAUGUUCUCAGAGGGAAUUCUCCUUAUAAACGACACACUUAUCGCUACAGUCCAUUGAUAGCGUAUCUAUUAGUCCCUAACAUAGUUAUCGGCAAGAAUUUCGGCAAAAUACUCUUUUCUGUAUUCGAUGUCCUCAUAGCGGUCGCUGUGAAACGUUUGGUUGAGAAUCAAUUGCAUUGGAGAGAUAGGAGGUCGAAAAUACCAGUGUAUUGCUCUCUGUUUUGGCUUUAUAACCCUCUGAGUAUUAUAAUUUCAACGCGAGGCAACGCAGAUUCAGUGCCAUGUUUCUUCAUAACUCUAUCUAUACUUUUCUUACAAACAAAUGUUGUGAGUGGCUUAUUCAAAUACUGCCUCUCCGGUACAUUGCUAGGCAUUUCGAUACAUUUGAGGUUAUACCCUUUAGCAUUCAGCUUCCCAAUGUAUCUAUCUCUGGGACAAUAUACAAUAGACAGGAGCACGACUGUUCUAGAGGGUUUCAUCAGCUUGUUACCCAAUAGAAAGCAACUGAUGCUUACCUUGAGCUGCGUCUCGUCGCUUCUCAUUCUCACAUGCGGCAUGUACGUUUUGUACGGAUACGAAUUCCUAUUCGAAACUUACAUUUACCAUCUAUUCAGAAAGGACACGAGGCACAAUUUUUCCGUAUUAUUCUACUAUUCAUACUUGACUAUGGACCAGUUGACUAUCGAUAUCGUGAAGGUCAUUUCGCAAAUUCUCGAAUGUUUACUUCUCUUCGCUAUAAGCUUGACAUUCGGUUGUGAUUCCAAGACCCUGCCUUUCGCGUUAUUCUGCGAAUCAGUUGUGUUGGUCGCUUUUAACAGCGUUAUGACGUCACAGUACUUCAUUUGGUUCUUGUCUUUGCUACCUCUAGUAGUUCAUAAUUUGAGGAUGGUCCCCGCAAAAGCAUUUCUGCUUACAGUAAUAUGGGUGUCAACGCAAGGGGCUUGGCUGUUUUAUGCGUAUUUAUUAGAAUUCAAAUGUAGGGAGGUUUUUAUACUGAUAUGGUUGAAAGGUAUUUUGUUCUUUUGCGCUAAUAUAUUCGUUCUGGGACAGCUUGUGAAAAGUUUUAACAUUGAUUACGGCUUCGGCGAGCAAAUCAAUAUUCAUAAAAAUAAGUAAGUGUAUGUACUUCGGCCUGCUUUACCUAUAUUAUGGCAGUUUCAAUAAAAAAAUUCAAUUUAAUGAACAAAAUGUAAUCGCUCAGUGUAACCGAUAGAUCAUAGACAACAAUAUUCCAGCAGUAAUUUUUUAUAUAGGGUUCGAACUUAGAACGAUUUGUUAAUUAGUUUAGUAUUUAAUGUGUAGAUAGAUGUUGUAUUAUUUAAAUUUCGUAGAGAAAUAAAACUAAAGAAAACAA